This is a messenger RNA of Coffea eugenioides, 2344 nucleotides long. RefSeq lists its product as uncharacterized. The record is from RefSeq and is a predicted model, not a curated record. The transcript has 9 exons. Bases 23 to 1804 code for a protein of 593 amino acids. NCBI's taxonomy places the organism in Eukaryota, Viridiplantae, Streptophyta, Magnoliopsida, Gentianales, Rubiaceae.
GGACAAGGAAAAAAAAUAUACCAUGACGAUUUUAGCUCAAUCAGAUAUCCGUUCAGCCAUGCAUUUCGCCACCGCUUUCCGCCACCCUUCCACCGGUUUCAACCUUUCUCGUGCUAUCAUUUUCCGUCAGUCUCCUCCGCUGCCGUUGCGGAGGUUGGCCAUCAGAGUCAAAGCCUUCUCAACCGACACCGACAAGAGCAGCAGCUCCACCGGUGCUUCGACCACCGGCGUCGGAAAGCUUCCUGAAAAGCCGCCGAUUUGCACCGCCGAUGAGCUUCACUAUGUAACCGUUAAGAAUUCUCAAUGGAGACUUGCUCUCUGGCGCUACUCUCCUCCCCCUCAGGCGCCAAGGAGGAAUCAUCCGUUGCUACUGUUGUCAGGUGUGGGGACUAAUGCAAUUGGAUAUGAUCUCUCCCCCGGGUCUUCAUUUGCCCGUUACAUGUGUGGGCAAGGAUUUGACACAUGGAUCCUUGAAGUUCGUGGUGCGGGUUUGAGCAUGCAGGAGUCAGAUGCCAAAGACAUUGAGAAGUCGGCUUAUGCUAUAUCUGAAGAAAUGGAAGCAGCUGCUGAGGGUGCAACUAAUGGUGCACCCUCUGCAGUGCAGAAGUCAACUGUUAACCAAAAUAAGUCAGCAGAAUCUAAGGUUUCUGCAGUUAAUGAAGAUGUUUUGGGGAUUCCUACAGCAUGGGAUGAAUCAAAAUUGGUGGCAAAACUAACAGAGACUUUUAUCAGUUUGUCAGAAAGAUUCUCUGGCUUUCUCAAUGAAAGUCAGUCAAGAAUUAUGUCUGCUAAAUUAUUUGAUCAGAUAUCUAAAUUAUUAGAAGAUUCUUUUCUAUUUGAACGCUAUAAUGAGGUAAGGGGGAAACUGUUGAAUUUACUAGAAACCAGAAAGAGUUCUGCAGUUGCUGGCCAAAUAAGAGAUUUAAGUCAGAAGCUAGUGAAUAUUGUAGAAGAGGGACAGCGUUCUGUUUCGCCUCAGUUAUAUGAUCUACAAGAGCGUCUUGCAACAACUAUAGAAGAUUUCCAGAAACAACUAGACUUGAUUGUCAAGUACGAUUGGGACUUUGAUCAUUACCUGGAAGAGGAUGUCCCUGUGGUGAUGGAAUAUAUAAGGGCCCAAAGUGGAUCUCGGGAUGGAAAAUUGCUUGCAAUUGGACAUUCGAUGGGGGGCAUCUUGUUGUAUGCCAUGCUAUCAAGAUGUGCCUUCGAGGGAAGGGAGUCUGGAUUGGCUGCUACUGUUACGUUGGCCUCUUCACUUGAUUACACAACUUCUAAGUCAUCGCUCAAACUACUACUACCCCUUGCUGAUCCCGCUCAGAUUCUAAAUGUGCCUGUCGUUCCAUUAGGAGCAUUACUUUCUGCUGCUUAUCCUCUCUCAUCUAGUCCUCCUUAUGUCUUGUCUUGGCUUGUGGAUCUGAUAUCAGCCCCAGACAUGAUGCAUCCAGAGUUGUUAAAGAAGUUAGUGUUGAACAACUUCUGCACAAUACCUGCUAAACUUCUGCUGCAACUGACGACUGCUUUUCGGGAGGGAGGACUACGUGAUAGAAGCGGUAAUUUUUUUUACAAGGAACAUCUUCAUAAGUGCGAUGUCCCUGUCUUAGCUAUUGCAGGAGAUCGUGACCUGAUUUGCCCGCCUGAAGCUGUUUAUGUGACCGUGAAACUGCUUCCUGAGAACUUGGUAAGCUACAAAGUAUUUGGGGAGCAGGAUGGCCAGCAUUAUGCUCAUUAUGACUUAGUAGGAGGAAGAACGGCCGCGGAAGAAGUCUAUCCGUGUAUAAUCGAAUUUUUAAGCCAUCAUGACUAAACCCCAAAAUUCUUUUGCCGGGCUGCAAUUGUCUUACUUCAUGGGUAUAAUGAACCUCUUGUACUCCUGUGUCGGCUGUAGUGUGCUUUGGUGAUGAUGAAAGAUUAAAAUUGCUGGUAAGUCUAUUAAGAAGCCGUACAAGUUUAUCUGCAACGGUAUUGAGUUAUACAUGUUUCUGAUACCAUUCCAUUGUCAAGAAUCUUAUUAGUGGUUCUUUUAUUAUAUAGGAAAUCCAUUGUUGUAGGUAUUUAGCUUAUGCUCAACCACUCUUGGAAGCCUGAGCAGAAGUCCUGGCUUCGAGUGGCAAUCUGUUGUUUCAUUUAUUCUGUAGUUAUUCUGUAUUUUUUUGCCUUCAUCCCUUCUUUUUUGUGGGGAUAAUGGGUCAUGAUGAGUAAAAACUUUACCUGGCAAUAAAAAAAAAUUGCAGGUUGAUUUAAUUUAUUGCUGAAACAAGUUAACAUGAUCUGUCUUUUGUAAAUUACCUGCUCGUCAUGUAUUGGGGAGAGUUGUGUUGCUGGAUGUGAUUUGAUUUGUACACAA